AGUUAUUCGCGGACGGUCUCAGUGGGAGGAUGUACAUUCAAUGCCCUCCAAGCGAUUCGCGAUACCGACGUCGCUAUUAAAAUUAUAGUUGUAGAACUCUAAAGCUUUAAUAUAAUAUUCUGAAAAAGUUAAAAUUGACUUUUUGAAAGUGAAAGCGUUGAAAAGGACCGCGUGACAAGAUGUGCAAAACCGUAAAGACUGUCGCGUGGGAGACGGAGACCCUGAUGGGUACACCGCCGAAGUCUAAGUGGGAUACUUUAUGUCCAAGAGCAGCAUUAUCUCACGUGGGACUAUUCGUGGCACUGAUGCUGUACACCGCAGGAGGUGGAUUAGUUUUUCGGGCAUUGGAGUAUCCAGCAGAGUUGGCUAAACAAAACUUCCAUAGAGACAGAUUGCAGACAGAACGAUGGAACUUGAUACAGUUCGUUGCACAACGUAAUGGAAACAUAACGGUGGACCCUGACGUUGAGGAGCAACUGAGUCAACAUUUGGCUUUGUAUGAAAGAAUUUUGGAAGAAGCUUCAUCUAGUGGUUUAUCUUUAGAAGUAGAGAAGAAUUUUCCAGCAGCUGAGGAAAAAUGGAGUAUAUUACAAGCCGUUUUUUUCUCUUCUACUGUGCUCACCACAAUAGGUUACGGUAACAUUGUACCAGAAACGUUCUGGGGACGAUUGUUUUGCAUUGCAUACGCUCUCAUCGGAAUACCUUUGACGCUUACAGUCAUUGCAGAUUUGGGUCGUGUUUUUGCUACUUGUGUAUCAUUUAUCGCCAAACAGUUACCUGCUAUGCCCCAAUGCUGUAAGCGGGUUUCAGAUGCAAACCCGGCAGGCCAGAGGUCUCUUUAUGCUCUUGGUGCUGUAGGCUUCCUUUUUGUAUAUUUAUCAGCCGGUGCUGGACUUUUUAAGAUGUGGGAAGAUGAUUGGACGUUCUAUGAUGGUUUCUAUUUUUGUUUCAUUACCAUGACUACUAUUGGAUUUGGCGACUUGGUCCCAAAAAGACCGAAAUACAUGUUGCUGUGUACACUCUACAUUCUAAUCGGACUGGCACUUACGUCUACCAUCAUAGAAUUGGUUAGACGACAGUACGCCCGUUCUUGGCAGCAGUUGCGAGCGCUGUCAGGACCUCUGGCGGACACGUUGAGAAGACUUGGCGAUGCUGGCAGAGGUGUUGAUGUCUCCGACCUUAGGAAAGUUCUCACUGUGGUAACAAUGCCACGGUUGGGUUCGGGAAAAGAUGCGGAUAAACGUCAACUGGAGUGGGAGGCAGCAGUUGAAGCCGUCAUCAGAGACAUCACAUCACCCACGAAACCGCUACAGAAACCACCGAUAGUGCAAAUCGUCAUUUACGAAUCAUCUGUAUAAAGUGUAACAUUCUUGAACACUAGAAUGAUUCUUAUUACCAACUCUCGCUUCACUGUUCACUCUAGUCACAUAAAGCUUUAAACAAAUUGUGUCAUUAUCACGUAUUAUUACCUAAAUCUUUUUUAAUAUACACAAAAUUCUCUGGCAUUCUUAUUGAAGCUAUAAUUGCGAGUCGCGAUCACGAAAGCGCUUCACCAAACCGCGUGACAUUUCAACAUUACGAACUUUAAUAUAAGAAGUUCACGGCCAAUUCCACAGCUUGUGUUUGUAACUGAUGCAUAACCAAUGGUUUUGACCUAUUUAGUUAACUGAUGCCUUUAUUAAAUAUUGUUGCGAAGCUGGAUAAAGUAAUGGUAUGUGGAACUGUACCAGUGCCAACUUCAGAAAAAGAUGUGACUCGCUUGUCUGCCUUUGUUUUUUUUUUGCAUCAUGUCAUUGGAGCGUUUACGUUUGAAGUCCGGUGUCAAGAUGUUACCUUGGCGUCUCAUUGUCUAGACAGAUGUGACAGAGAGACUUAAUGUAUGUUUUACAGUAUUUUUGUCGAUAAGUACACAAGAAGGAAUGAUAAAUAUAGUUACUUACAUGUUGUUAGCAUGAGAUAGUAAACGGGUCGCUAAAAUUAAAUUAAAAACUUCUGUGUUUUAAAAAUAAUUUAAAAGCUUAUGCUUAAAGUGUAGGUUGAAACUGAAAAGACAUUGUAUUUUUGUCCGUAUCUGAAAAUCGAAUGAUGUUUGAAAGAGUGAUGGAGUUUAUUUAUUUAUUAGAUAAGUGUUAUAAUUAUAAAAUAAACUUUUUCUGUAGUUUUAAAUAAAAUAGAUUUGCUAUUUGCGU
Molecule: messenger RNA, 2189 nt
Organism: Diatraea saccharalis (sugarcane borer)
Lineage: Eukaryota; Metazoa; Arthropoda; Insecta; Lepidoptera; Crambidae
Source: the annotation of a GenBank genome assembly